AUGAAAUCAACAACACAAGGGGUAGAUUUCACAACAAAACAGAUAUUUGAAAAUAUCAAUCCCAAUAUAUUAGCAUCAGCAUUUAAUGACAUGAUUCAAAAUCAAGACAUCCCAAAAUGCUGGAAACAAGGAUGGGUUAAAUUAAUCGGAAAAAAAGAUAUAAUCACAGACUACAAAGAUCUAAGACCAAUCAUAAUCAUGAAUAUUGGAUAUAGACUCCUAUUCAACAUUAUAACAUUCAAACUUAAAGAUUGGGCCGAAUCAAAUAUCAACAUUAGACAACAAGCAUUCACCCAAAAUCGAGAAACAACAAAUCACUGCAUCCUCAUACAAGCCCUCAUUAACAAAUUCAAAAAGAAAGGAUUCAUUCUAACCAAUAUAGAUAUUGCUGCUGCAUAUGAUUCCAUUGAACUCAAAAUCAUUGACAUGGCGCUCACCCACUGCAAAUUCCCCCAAGAACUUAAAAACUUCAUCAUUAAUGCUUACUCAAAUCAUCAAAUCCAAAUAGAAUGGAAUCAUACACUAUCAGAAAAAUUCACCAAGACAAGAGGAAUCCCACAAGGAUGUCCUCUAGCUCCUCUAAUCUAUAACUGCAUCUCCCAAAUGAUUAUUGAUAAAAUUAUUGAAAGAGAAAAACUCCCAAUCACUCCACAAGAUCUAGACAUUGAUGAUAUUGCCACACUUUGUUUUGCCGAUGAUAUGUCAAUUAUCAAUUCUAACAUUACUCUCCACAACAAAAGACUCAAGAAAAUUAACAGAUGGUUCAAACAAAUAUUCCUAGAAAUUAAUCCAUCCAAAUCAGUUACAACUUCACUCCCUAAACCAAACGAGGCCUUGAUUAACAAUACCAAAAUUCCAAACCAAGACAACCAAAGAAUCCUCGGAGGAUAUCUUUUUGAAUCUAAAUUAUUUAAGGAAGAACUAGAAAAAAGGAAACAUAAGAUGAUGAAUAUCCUUAACAUCCUCCCAAUUAAUCUGAUUCAACCAUAUAAUCUCAAACAAGUAGUCACAUCUAAAACCUUAUCCCAAAUUACACACCUUGCACGCAGUAAUUCAAUAAGCCAAUCUCAAUUAGAAUCAUUCGACUCUUCAAUCAGAAACCAAAUCAAAAGAAAACUAAAUAUUGAUGCAAGAACACCUAAAGAAUGCCUAUACUUACCAAUCUACCAAGGAGGAAUGGGUAUUCCAUGCCUUGAAAUGAUGACUGAUAUCAUAACCCUAAGAUCAUUAAUUAAUAUCUCAUGUCACAAUUACCAACUCAUGCAAGAAGCGGUAAAUGAUGCUAUCACAUCAACAUUCAACACCAAAAAAUCCAAAAACCUAAAUAUAUUUGAAAACUUCCACCACAUAGCAAGGAAGUAUGAGCUUAAAGUUGAUAACUGCAACUACAUACCUCAACUUGUAAAUGAAGAAUCACUAAAAUACCAUAAGAAAUGUAAAAACUUUGAAGUAUGGACUGAUGGAUCUAAAACUGAACAAGGAACUGGAUUUGGUAUUAUUUUACAAUCCAAAAAUAUAACAACUAGACACAAAUUCAAACUUGAUCCAAUCCAUAGCAAUAACUUAGCUGAACUACUAAGUAUUGUCUACACUCUCCGAUUAUUACCAACAAAAUCAAAAGCAAAAAUCUACACAGACAGCGAAAUAAGUAUCAAUUUGCUAUCAAAUCCUAAAUACCGAGGACCAUUUCUCCCCUUAAAACUGAAUUUGAAUUCCUCAAGAAAUCUAAAAACCUACAAAUCACCAUCAUCAAAGUUAAAGGCCACCAAAAUAGUGGUAACAUUCACGUAG
Naegleria fowleri is the source of this 1791-nucleotide messenger RNA. RefSeq lists its product as uncharacterized. Lineage: Eukaryota; Heterolobosea; Eutetramitea; Acrasida; Naegleriidae. Gene Ontology annotation, molecular function: nucleic acid binding; RNA-DNA hybrid ribonuclease activity. The coding region runs from base 1 to 1791 and encodes 596 amino acids. The transcript has a single exon. The record is from RefSeq and is a predicted model, not a curated record.